This is a messenger RNA of Ilyonectria robusta, 1068 nucleotides long. RefSeq lists its product as uncharacterized. Lineage: Eukaryota; Fungi; Ascomycota; Sordariomycetes; Hypocreales; Nectriaceae. The coding region runs from base 1 to 1068 and encodes 355 amino acids. The transcript has 2 exons. The record is from RefSeq and is a predicted model, not a curated record.
AUGACGUCAAAAGACCACAAAGUGAUGUUGACUGGAAAGGAAAAUUGGGAUGCGUGGAUUCAAUCCAUGUCAGCCAAGAUUCCAAGGAAGAUAUGGUCCUACAUGCAUCCUGAUCACCCUAUUGGGGAACUCUUACAAGAACCAAGAGAGCCUCAGUAUAGUGACUUCAACGCUACUGCCACAGACUAUACCCAGCUAUCACAGCCGCAGCAGCGGUCGUUUGAUGCUGUGUUUAGGCAGUGGGAAGUCAGGAAGCGGGACUUUGGAAAGCAGGAGACAGAGAUCAAUACGGUAUACGAUACCAUCCUGGAGACAGUUUCGGCCAAGUACAGGCAACCGCUCGAUAGAAAAGACACACUACGAGAGUGGAUGCAGCUGCUCAAGAGCUCUGCUGCUCCAUCCGAAGGCUUCAUGAUGGCUAAGGUGAAAGAUGAAUAUAUUGUCGUGAUGAAAGGCUUCAAGAAUCAGAAAGCCUUCCCACAAUGGCUUGAGUCGUGGGAAUUAAUGAUGAUCAAGACAAAGAAGUAUCACCUAGCAGAGACUGAGACCGGUCAAUGGCUUCGAGAGUUCGCUGACCUAAUUGAACCAAUCCAUCAAAGCUAUGCAACAGCUUUUACGGAGGGGGCCAAGACUCUAGAUGCCAAAGCAGUUCUUCAGAGAAGACGCCUACAAGACGCGCUUGCCUACCAGACUGCCCAUGCAGAAGCAGCUGAGCAACGAAGACUCCAGGCAAGCAGUGGGAGUGAAACAAUAGAACAAGAUUCCCAAUCUGGCACAGCAGGUAUUGACCUUAUUGCACCAGGUGUACAGCGACCUGCUCCCAAUGGCUCAAAGGUUUGGACACCUCAAGAGGUUGCCUCUACAAUGCGUGAAUGGGCAUCCCGCAAAAGGCCCACGAGUGGUAACACCGUGAGGGGCGGGACGUUUCACACAGAGGGAGGCAACGAGGAGAGUGACCACAGAGACAUCCACGCCAAAGGGUGGGAAGAGGACGAAGUCUGGCUCCGGAGGACGCUCUGGAAAGAGGCCAGCACUUACGUGCCCAGCCUGCGGUAUGAGAGGGCAUGA